This is a messenger RNA of Lottia gigantea (owl limpet), 822 nucleotides long. RefSeq lists its product as hypothetical. Gene Ontology annotation, biological process: regulation of transcription by RNA polymerase II. NCBI's taxonomy places the organism in Eukaryota, Metazoa, Mollusca, Gastropoda, Lottiidae. Gene Ontology annotation, molecular function: RNA polymerase II cis-regulatory region sequence-specific DNA binding; DNA-binding transcription factor activity. The record is from RefSeq and is a predicted model, not a curated record. The annotation marks the transcript as partial. The transcript is spliced from 2 exons.
AUGUACAACAGUUUUCAGACUCUUGAUGUUCAUAAAAGAAAAUCCCAUGGUUCUCUAUUUGCAGACACGAAAGAAACCUGUGACAAUUGUGGAAAGCAAUUUGAGACUAAAGGUGGUUUAAGUAAACAUAAGAAAAAUAAAGCAUGCGAAACUACUUUUAAUUGUGAAUCCUGUGGUAAAACUUUUAAUAAUGCCAACCGCUUUGAAAAACAUAAACUGACACAUAAGGAUAAUAAAGCCACUACUGUUUGUGAUGUGUGUGGGAAAUCAUUAAGCACGGCAGCUGCAUUGGCAGUCCAUAAAAACAGCCAUGAGAAUAUCAGAAAGUUUCAGUGUAAUGUAUGCAACAAAUCAUUUCUUCAGAAGGGAACUAUGGUUGCUCAUCAACGAAUACACACAGGAGAACGGCCAUACUUAUGCAACACUUGUGGUGCUUCUUUCCGAUACAACAGCCAUCUAAGUCAACACGAAAAUCUUCAUACUGGUAAAAUUAAGCAUUCAUGUAGCAAGUGCGAACGCUCUUUCUAUACAAAACAUUCACUGAAGAAACAUUUAUUCCGCCAUCUUAAUGUUCGUAAUCAUGCAUGUAAAAUUUGUAGCAAAAAGUUUCUAGAUGUAACUGAGGUGCAGGUUCACAUGAGAACGCAUAGUCAAGAAAAACCAUUCAUGUGCGAUAUUUGUCCACAAAGGUUUGGUCAGUCUGGACACAUGUUGCGGCACAAACUUCAAGUGCAUAAAAUCGGUAAAUUUCCUUUUGUGUGUGAUACAUGUGGCAAGGGAUUUGUUGAUCGACGAAAUAUCAUAAUGCAUACAAAGAUGCAU